This is a messenger RNA of Columba livia (rock pigeon), 2865 nucleotides long. RefSeq names its product copine 1 (gene CPNE1). The transcript is spliced from 16 exons. Gene Ontology annotation, biological process: regulation of canonical NF-kappaB signal transduction; cellular response to calcium ion; positive regulation of tumor necrosis factor-mediated signaling pathway. Gene Ontology annotation, molecular function: calcium-dependent phospholipid binding. Gene Ontology annotation, cellular component: plasma membrane. Bases 164 to 1822 code for a protein of 552 amino acids. The record is from RefSeq and is a predicted model, not a curated record. NCBI's taxonomy places the organism in Eukaryota, Metazoa, Chordata, Aves, Columbiformes, Columbidae.
GUAUUAUUUUUCCUCAAAAUGUUGUGUUAUAUCAUGUGCAAUUCCAACUGAAGGCAAGAAAAUACAGGUGCCUGUUGGAUGUGAAGCUGAGUGUUGAACAUUCUUCCCCUGGAAGGGAGGGGGUGCAGAGGAACGUGCAGGAUUCGGCUCCAGAUGACGCUCCAUGGGCGGUGCCUCUGGCCAGCGAGCUCCCCGGCUUGUGAGAGCCUUGGAUCAGAUGGCCGGGUGCGUGUCCCGCGUGGAACUGUCCGUGUCCUGCCGGAGCCUCCUGGACAGGGACCUGGGCUCCCGCUCCGACCCGCUCUGUGUGCUGCUGCAGGACGCGGGGGGCGGGCAGUGGGCUGAGCUAGAUCGCACGGAGAGGAUCAAGAACUGCCAGGACCCUGAAUUCUGCAAGAAACUGGUUGUGGAUUACUACUUUGAGAAAGUGCAGAAGCUGAAAUUCGGCGUGUAUGAUAUCGAUAACAAGUCCCUUGACUUAAGUGAUGAUGACUACCUUGGAGGGAUCGAGUGCACGCUGGGACAGGUGGUGUCCAGCUCGGUGUUCACCCGACCACUGGAACUGAAGCAGGGAAAGCCAGCAGGAAAGGGCACCAUUACAAUUUCAGCAGAGGAGAUCAAAGAUACCAGAGUUGUGUGCUUGGAAAUUGAAGCCCAAAACUUGGACAAAAAGGAUUUCUUAGGUAAAUCGGAUCCGUUUUUGGAGUUUUACAAGCAGAGCAAUGCUGGAACGUGGCAGCUGGUGUACAGAUCGGAGGUGAUUAAGAACAACUUAAAUCCGUGCUGGAGGAAGUUCAGUGUUCCCUUGCAGACAUUCUGUGGUGGAGAUUUUAAUAAACCUAUCAAGGUACAGUGUGCAGAUCACGACAGUGACGGGUCGCAUGACUUGAUAGGCGCUUUUGAAACCAACCUGACUCAGCUGCAGAACGCGGGUGACAGCUCUCCGGUGGAAUUUGAAUGCAUUCAUCCUGAGAAAAAGCAGAAGAAAAAGAGCUACAAAAACUCUGGCAUUAUCAGGAUAAAAUCCUGCAAGAUCGAGACAGAGUAUUCAUUUCUGGACUACGUCAUGGGAGGCUGCCAGAUUAACUUUACGGUGGGGGUAGACUUCACUGGCUCCAACGGAGAUCCCAGGUCACCAGAUUCUCUUCACUACAUCAGCCCCGAUGGGAUAAAUGAGUACCUGAUUGCCAUCUGGAGUGUGGGAAGUGUAGUCCAGGAUUAUGACACGGACAAGCUGUUUCCUGCAUUCGGCUUUGGAGCUCAGGUUCCUCCUAACUGGCAGGUAUCUCAUGAGUUUGCUUUGAACUUCAACCCCAGCAACCCUUACUGUCAAGGGAUCCAAGGCAUAGUGGACGCCUAUCGCCAGAUCCUUCCACAGAUCCGACUCUAUGGGCCAACCAAUUUCUCCCCGAUUAUAAACCACGUGGCAAGGUUUGCAGCGCACUCAGCACAGCAGGGAACUGCUUCACAAUAUUUUAUCUUGCUGAUCAUCACCGAUGGAGAGAUCACUGACCUGGACCAAACCAGGCAAGCGAUUGUUAACGCCUCUAAGCUGCCCAUGUCCAUCAUCAUUGUUGGAGUCGGUGAAGCUGAUUUCAAAGCGAUGGAGUUCCUGGACGGAGACAACGGUGUGCUGAGGUCCCCGGCAGGAGAGCCAGCUGCACGAGACAUUGUCCAAUUCGUGCCUUUCCGACAGUUCAAAAAUGCUCCUCGGGAAGCUCUUUCCCAGAUGGUUCUGGCUGAAGUGCCCAAGCAGCUGGUGUCAUACUACAAGUGGCAGGGAUGGGCACCAGUGAAACCGCCAGAAAUAAAGAAGUUGUAGACUGCAGCCUGCCCCGACCACCUGUAUCGCUGGGGUGAAGGGAGCUAGCUGCACCCACACUCUCCUUGCACUCUUGGGGUGCUCAGCGCCUCAAGAUUGUACCAGUCACACUAACUCACUUACCUGCUUGUGCUCUGUAUCUCUGAUCUUUCGUGUUUCCUAUUGGAAGAACUGUAAAUACAGAAAAAACACAACCGCUGGCAGCUUUUGUCACAGAAAACCUUGUUGGGUUUCCACCGUGCGCUGUUGACACAUCACACCACGCGUCACUGCUUGACACAGCCCGGCCGUGCUGGGUGUCGGGGUGAGCACGAGCACCGAGCUGCUCCCGCCGCGCUGCUGCAGCCUGAGUUUGGUAGAAGCAGCACUGCAGUCCUGUUUCUGUAAUUAGACUUAUCAUGUCUUCCUCCAUAGGUGUUUCUCCUUCUAUCCAGCUGCCUUGGAAAUGGGGACCCCUCUGUACUGGUUGGUACCAAAGUCUGUUGCUUGGAUGCCUGAGGUAGUUCCUGUUGUGCCUUCAUGAAGUGCCAGUAUAUUUUUAUACGUAGAGGUUUAUUUUUAAAUUUCAGUGACCAUUCUGUGCGAUCUUUUUUUUUAAUCACAUUAUCAAAAAUUGCUUCUGUGAUGGCCUUUUGCUUGGAGCCACUGUUACAGUUUAAGAACACUGCACUUUGCUCAUUAUUGGUGUGAUUAACGAGGAUUAGCCAUUAAUUAAUCAGGGGGGUGGGAUUAAUGAGUCACAUUAAUGUGACUUUAAAAAUCCAGCAACUGGAAACACUGAAAAAAAGAUGCUCUGAGUGAUUUCUUUGCAUCGCAGAAGUUACAAACUGAAGAAGUAACUGUCUGUGGAGCUCCGUGUCCUCGGAAGUGUGAGGUGUGUGUUACCUGGCCUGAGGACUGUGGAACGUAAGAGCAAAGCACGAAUCGUUUUGAGAGACAGGAGUUGAUGGUUCACUUCAAAAUAGAGAUUAAGAAACUUGGGUGUGUCAUUGCACUACAAGUGGUCAUCGCUUUCAGUUUCAUAAAUAAAUAAUCUGCUUUUA